Bolinopsis microptera is the source of this 513-nucleotide messenger RNA. Its product is annotated as beta-2 adrenergic receptor-like. Gene Ontology annotation, molecular function: G protein-coupled receptor activity. Gene Ontology annotation, biological process: adenylate cyclase-activating adrenergic receptor signaling pathway. The record is from RefSeq and is a predicted model, not a curated record. The transcript has 4 exons. Lineage: Eukaryota; Metazoa; Ctenophora; Tentaculata; Lobata; Bolinopsidae. Gene Ontology annotation, cellular component: plasma membrane. The coding region runs from base 1 to 513 and encodes 170 amino acids.
AUGAACGAGACAUCGGCAUACGAUAGUGAUUACUAUGAUCCAACAGUCGACAAAAUCUUAGCGAUAGUUUACUUCAUGCUCGCUGUUUGUGUUCUCUUCUUCAACAGUCUAGAGGCAUAUCUGAUGAUCAGACUCCGACACGAGAGGUCGGUAACAACAGUGUUCACCUGCAGUCUCACCCUUACCGAUAUAUCCAUGGGUUGUAUGGGCAUUCCUUUCUCGGCUAUUGCCAUGUCACAGCAGAGACGAUGGAUCUUCCAGGGCGUGAUGUGCAAUAUCUCUGGAUUCUUCAUCAACACUUGUACUUUCACAUCCCUCUUCAGUAUUUGCCUCAUCACCGUCAACAGGUACUUGGCUCUGAUAUUUCCGAUAAAGUACAAGAGGUUCAUGACCAUCCGAAUAUCCCAAAUAGCAGUAGCUGUAGUGUGGGCCAUCGCUUGUCUGAGGUCAUCCAUCCCUUUCUUUUUCGGCAAAGGAUACACUUACUAUGAGACAACUCUUUGUAGCUGGUAA